GCAGUCUAUACUAUAUAGGCCAGUCAGUCUCUGUACCUGAAUGUGCAGCAGACCGACGGCGCUUUAUCGGUCUUUCUGCACGGUGAGCGCUUCCGCGCUGCCACAGCAGCGUACGAGCGACUGACAUCCCGCCGAUCCGGACCCGGGCGUUAAAUGGCCAUCAGGCUGGGGGCGACAGUACCUGGGAGCCGAGGUGCAGGCGACAUGAACCACGUGUGGAUUAUAACUCUUAUACUCACUACCAGCCAUUCCCGGUCCCUGACCGGCUGCCAAGGCAGCCCUAACCUCUUAGAAAAAAUAUCCAUCGUCGACGCCACCAUAAACGAGACCGUGAUUGUCUCCUGCGGGGACCAAGGGAAGGACUCCUCUUCUGUCUUUGAAUUGUUCAAGUUCGAGGCCAAGAUUGCUUCCAGCGACUUCGGCGGUAACCAGACCAAGGCGGCGAACCGGACCAUUGACUUUGAGGUGGCCUCCGGGAAUCCUCAGUUCAGGCUGUACGGACCGAUGGUCAACAGAACUGGGCUGUACACCUGCGUGCCAAGUAACACGUCUCUGGAGCUGGGGAAGCACACCAUAGUCCAUGAAAAAGAAACAUUGUGCUUACUGCCCCAGAAGCGUAGCUGUUUACCUGCCAGUGAGCCCUGGCCCUGGCCAGCUGGAUUUGUGUUGCUGAUCAUCUGCUGUCUGGUCAUCACUGGCAUCGCCAUCAGGAUUGGGCACAAACUCAACAGCAAGGACAGCAGCCAGAACGACUACAUCAAUAUGAAACCCAGAGUAGUGACGAGUCACAAGAAGGCACAGCAGUCACGGAAAGCAUGUCAGCCCUAGGGGCCUCUUUGGAAGGCGUCUGGCGAAAAGCCAGGAGGCCUGAAGGCGAACGGACGCUGUGAGACGCAGUCAGGCCCCAAGUGAACAAAAAUACACAAAUAGGUGAGAAUCCCAGAGGAGGUGAACCUUACAGCAGAGAUAUGAACUGCUGAGGAAUCCACACCUGAGCUACAGUCAUCUCCCUGUCUUCUUAAAGGAAAAUAAUUUACUGUGCAACACAAAGAAGACUAUUCCUGCAGUGAGUGAUGCAAACUCUGAGCAGAGCGAGCCAGACGGUAACCAGAACCAUCUUCAGAACUAUCCUCAGGUCCAUCUCCAUCAUCAGGACAGACAUUCUCUAAUUUAUUCAGCAUCGUUCCCUGAAGCGGAUUAAAACUGAACAGUGAUGCAGGUUGUUGUUUGUACUCAUUUGUUUGUAUAUGUCAAUAAUCAAAUACAGCCAGUGUUAUGAGCCAGUGUGUGACUA
Messenger RNA from Paramormyrops kingsleyae, 1294 nucleotides. RefSeq lists its product as uncharacterized. Lineage: Eukaryota; Metazoa; Chordata; Actinopteri; Osteoglossiformes; Mormyridae. The record is from RefSeq and is a predicted model, not a curated record.